Messenger RNA from Sander lucioperca (pikeperch), 6165 nucleotides. It is a transcript of the gene stard13a, whose product is annotated as StAR-related lipid transfer (START) domain containing 13a. Gene Ontology annotation, biological process: regulation of Rho protein signal transduction; signal transduction; actin cytoskeleton organization. The record is from RefSeq and is a predicted model, not a curated record. Lineage: Eukaryota; Metazoa; Chordata; Actinopteri; Perciformes; Percidae. The transcript has 18 exons. Gene Ontology annotation, molecular function: lipid binding; protein binding; GTPase activator activity. The coding region runs from base 301 to 4560 and encodes 1419 amino acids.
UAACGUCACUUGAGUGAAUGACUCUCCAGCAGCUGCAGUCCACAAGAGAUGACCUCCACCAGAGCCAUGUUUUCUCUAUCACUCUGACCUCCACUAGUGUCACUCUUGCAUGACUGUUUUAGGUAUCAAAGGAAUUUCCUAAGCAUUCAAAUGUGGGCCUAAGCGUAAAUAUCAUCCACUCACGCUUUACAUGUAUUUUAGCAGCUGUAUGUUAACUGACAGUUGAUCAGGCUGUGUUUGAAUGAGUCACCAUUGUACUCACUAUAAAAGACUCAACUGGUGAGGACUGGUUCCCCAGUGAUGCAUGAAGGUCCAGCAGCUGCAUUGCCUGUUCAGCAGCAGCCUACCGGGCAUAUUCAGCCCCAGGCUGUAGGUGUACCUUUGGGUGACCUGCAAGGUCAAGUUCCCCUCUUAACUCAAAGCUCCAGCAGCAAACUAAGAACCAUGUCUGAACCUGUUCCUCUGCUACAUUGUGCUCGGGGUCCCGUGGCCAGUCAUGCUCAAAGAUGGAAGGAGCUGAAUGUAGACAUCAGCUCCCCCUGUAAUACAACUAAGCCUGAUUUAAAGCAGAAUGGACAAUGUGAAUGCAGCCAGAGUUCAGACAUGACUCCUGGAACCGGUUGGGACAUGGAUAAGAGUAGUUGCAACCAUCUGCCAGCAUCUGUGAAUGCAUCAGAGAACGGUUCAUUGGAUCUGCUAAGAAUAGUAAAGCACAAGCCAAGUACCAUUGUCUUCUGUGAUAAUGAUUGUAGCACUGACAACCAGGAUAUCUCUGAUGCUGGAGAGUCCUCUUCAUCCAUCACCGAAGAGGGAGAGGGUGGUGACAACGAUGAUGAGGAGGAUCAUUUUCCCAAGAAGUCACAAUAUAAGGAAUUCCUGGUCAGUCGUCGCCGUAGAAAUUUGAGCAGGAACAGGAAGUACUUGAGGAAGAGACAGGAUGUCCAGCCUAAUAGCGCUGCAUCUGGCUGGCAAAAGCCCACCAACAAGGAAAAACCUGAGUUCGCAGGUAGCCAGAAGGAAGAGGAAACACCACCGAACAAUGGAAAACAGGCUGCUGCUUGUGAAUCCAUGACCCUGCUGAUGAAAAAGUUGGAUCACCUCAAUGAGCCGAUCCAGGAAGGCCAAAGCGCUGAUUCCUCCCACUCAGACGUGGCCAAUGCUGACGAGGAGCAGCAGAGCACCAUGGGUGAUCCAGCUGUGGGCAGGACAGCAAGUAGAGUGCUGAGUCAGGAUCAGGGAACCUCCAGAGCUUCAGACAAACUUGAGCCACUGACCAGGCGACGCUCGCAACCACUGACCCGCAGCAGACCGCUGACCCGCUCGUCUCUCUCAUCCCCUACACAUCUCCAUGCUCGACGGGCCAGGGCUGCUGCAAGGAUGACCAGUGGAUCAGCAGAGAUUGAGGCUAAGGAGGCUUGUGAUUGGCUUAGAGCAGCGGGAUUUCCACAGUACGCCCAGCUCUAUGAAGAUUCCCAGUUUCCAAUUGACAUUUCCUCAGUGAAAAAGGAUCACGACUUUUUGGACCGGGAUCUGGUGGAGCCUCUAUGUCGACGUCUAAAUACUCUGAAUAAGUGUGCCUCCAUGAAACUGGAUGUCAGCCACCCCAAGAAGAAAGGUGAUGACUCUGAUGAAGAUGACCCGUUGGCUAUCAGUAAAAGGUGGACCUUUGAGUGGAGCAGCCGACGUUGGUCUCGCCUGCAAGACUUCCUGUUGGACAGCACCAAUGAAAGCAGCCCAACAGGUCAAGGGGAAGGUCUGCUGCACAGCACAGUGAGCAGUGAGAGUGUGCUGACAGACCUGAGCGAGCAGGAGAUCACAGAAAUCUCCUCGCUGCACAGUGAGGACUCCGCCUCCGCCAUGCCUGAUUCUAUAUCUAUGGCAUCACUCUCUGCUUCCUACCAACCACCCAGGGAUCUACCACACUACAACUCCCUGCCAAUUAAGAGCAGCAGGCAUGGUCAAGGAGGGCGGAGUAAAGCCAAAGAGUUUUUGCGUCGCAUGGAAGUAAUGCGCACGUGGGGGCCGUCCACGAUGCGGAAAAGCUCAAAUCGCAGGCCACCGCUGGUCAUCAGUGGGCCAGUGUUACAGGGCGAGGAGCCUCACGCACUGCAGAUGCUCCAGUGUACACCCAUCAGCCAACUAGAACACAGCCCUAAACACAACCACCAAACUGAUGGUGACUCUUCCUCUGUCUCCCUUACCAAUGAUUGUAAACCACAGUCCACGGUGAGUGUGAGCCCCAGCAGCGAGACAGUGGCCUCCAGUAUGAAGGAGCCUGUGUGUACAAAACACCGUACUGCCAGCAAGAGAAGCAGCAUGUAUUUAGAGGAUAUGGAGCUGCCUUCUCAAGGUAAGAGGACUGAAGGACAGAGCCAGUUUGGCAGAAACCAGUUUCACUCAUAUGAAAACCUCCUUGUUCACAUCCCCAAGGACCAUAAACCAGGCACCUUUCCAAAAGCUCUAUCCAUAGAGAGCCUGGCGCCUUCCCCUGGUGACAGGAACAAUGGCCCCCAGACACAAGCCCAAACUUUUCCACCCACCAAUGGCCUGGGUGAGUCCUGGUCUGGUAAACCUUUGUCCAAGCCCCCCUGUCCUGGAGCUCCACGGGGCAGCAGGGUGAGUGUUUACGACAACGUCCCGGGCUCCCAUCUUUACGCCAGCACAGGAGACCUGCUGGACUUAGAGAAAGAGGACAAUUUGUUCCCUCACCUAGAUGACAUCAUUCAGCACGUCAGCGGUUUGCAGCAAAUAGUGGACCACUGGAGCCGCAGUGUGCUGCCUGAGGAUGAGACCACGGAGGGAGAGGAGGAAGGGGAGGGCAGGAACACGCCCAGUGAAGGCGAAAGAGAUGGGGUCUCCUUGAACGACACUGAUUCUACAGGAACCAGUCGGGAGAGGCGGGACUCUGGAGUCGGGGCCUCGCUGACAAGACCACGUCUACGAUGGCCCAGUUUCAGAACAUCUGAUCAUCUGAACCAGCCAGCAUCUUCACUGCAGAUCGGUAGCCAAUCAGCGGGCCAGCUCAGCCUGCUGCAGAAGUUCUCUUUGCUCCGCCUCACCGCCAUCAUGGAGAAAUACUCAAUGUCAAAUAAACAUGGCUGGACAUGGUCUGUGCCCAAGUUUAUGAAGCGCAUGAAGGUGCCAGACUACAAAGAGAAGAGCGUGUUUGGUGUUCCCCUCAUCAUCCAUGUCCAGCGCUGUGGUUUUCCGCUCCCUCUGUGUUUACAGCAGGCCCUCAGCCACCUCAGAACACACUGUCUGGACCAGGUGGGAUUGUUUCGCAAAUCUGGCGUGAAGUCUCGUAUUCAGGCUCUGAGGCAGCAGUGUGAGCUGUCCCCCGACUCUGUGAGCUACGAGGACCAGUCAGCUUACGACGUGGCCGACAUGGUCAAACAGUUCUUCAGAGACUUGCCAGAACCUCUGCUAACAAGCAAGCUGGGGGAAACCUUCCUGCAUAUUUACCAGUAUGUCCCAAAGGAGCAGCGGUUGCAGGCCGUCAGAGCGGCCGUUUUGCUGAUGCCAGAUGAAAACAGGGAGGUCCUCCAGACGUUGCUCUGCUUCCUGCGUGAUGUCACUUCCUUGGUGGAGGAGAACCAGAUGACGCCGAUGAACCUGGCUGUUUGUCUGGGACCUUCGCUCUUCCACCUCAGCAUACUGAAGAACGAGGCGCUGUCACCAAGGUCAAUCCAGAAGAAGUACACCACAGGCCGUCCCGAUCAGAAAGACCUUAGUGAAAACCUGGCUGCCACCCAGGGCUUGGCACACAUGAUCUCUGAGUGCCAGCACCUCUUUCAGAUCCCAGAGGAGAUGGUGACCCAGUCACGUAACUCCUACAUGGAGGCUGAGCUGAUGGUGCCCCCGCUGGAAGAGCUGUGCAAGGCUCACGGGGAGGAAGUGGAUGAGGACGAGGAAGAGGAGGAUGAGGAGGUAUCCUAUUGUUCACACCUAGAAAGGCUGGUUCAGAACCUGCUGGAAGAGGCCAAAGAUAAAAGCAAAGUCUGGGUGUCUCGCUCAACUACUGACCAUACAGAACUGGCAUUUAAAAAGGUGGGAGAUGGCAACCCUCUGAGGCGGUGGCGAGUGUGUGUUGAGGUGUCAGCAACUCCCAGUGAGGUGCUGCAGCGGCUGCUGAGAGAGCGCCCUCUGUGGCAGACUGAACUACAGCAGGAGAAGGUUCUGGAGACGCUGGAUAAACAGACAGACGUGUACCAGUACUCCUGCGGCAACAUGGCACCUCAACCCAGCUGUGACUAUGUGGUACUAAGGUCAUGGCGUACAGACCUGUGUAAAGGCUCCUGUGCACUGGUGUGUGUGUCCAUCGAACAUGAUGACAGCCCACGCAUGGGAGCAGUGAGGGGGGUGGUGCUGGAUUCACAGUACCUCCUCGAACCUUGUGGGACUGGAAGGACCAGGCUCACCCAUAUCUCCAGAGUGGAUCUCAGGGGAAGAUCUCCAGAAUGGUACAACAAAGCAUUUGGUCACCUGUGUGUUAAUGAAGCCCAGAGGAUCCGCUCCUCUUUUCACUCGCCAGAUCAGACAACUACUGAGGCCAAAAUCUAAAGCCCAGAACUCAAGCUUUAUCUUGGGUCACACUGCCAGAGCAGCUGGGCCUGAGAACCAGUGACCCAGGAGAGGAAUCAUCCAGACAGUGGACUUUAGUGUCUUUUCACGCUGCUGAGCCACACUGAGCUUUACUGUACCAUACUGUACUGAGUUACAGUCAUUUACACACAGAAAAGGAUUUUUUGUUACAUUACAUUAAUUCUGCAGAACAACAUAUCACUACUUAUUUAUCUCAUACAUUAUGAUUUUCAGUGCCAUUUAAUUUGCAAUUUCAAAUAUUAAAAUGGCUUAUUUAAUCUAUUUGAAUAGCCAUUGAUGUCUCAAAUAAUUGGCUAGCAACCAUGUGCUUUAUCGGGGGGAUGAGGUUGUGCAGACAGAGAGUAUUUUUGGUAUUUAUUGCUCUGAGUCAUUCUUCCAAAUCCUCAUCUACUUAUCCAAUAUCUUGCAAAAAAAAUGACCUUAUAAAACAGCCAGCACUAUAAGGCGUGAUCAUGAGAUGGUUGCGGUCUCUAACACCUUAAUUUGAUAUAGCUAUUACUGAUUUCAUAGUAUGUAAAAAUAUUUACAUCUUAUGCCUGUAAUAGCCACAAUUCUUUAUUAAUCUGUCCAUCUAUAAACUAAGCUGUGAACGUAUCACUUACAUAUGCACAUUUAUAAAAUGCACUUGAUUAUGAUCAAGCCUUCCACAGAUAAAGAUGCAUAAAUCCCAGUGCUCUAAAAACAAAUCUGGAAUGACCAGGACCAGUACAAUAUGGCUACAUGACAUGGUUGCAUUACAUUGUGAAAAGUGCACUAGUUCAGGAAAAGCAGGCAUAUGAGGGAUCUGGAUCACAGAAAUGGGAAACAUUCAUCUGGUCCAUAAAUGUGCUGUUAUGGAUACAUUGUGUUGGAUAUCACUGUUGAUUUAGUUCUGUCACUAUUUUCAGUGUUAAUCUUAUCUAAAUGCUAUUUUAACUUUAUUAUUGUCAUUAUAUCAAUGUUUAUUGUAUCACUUUUUUGCUGUCAUGUUAUACAAUGUCUAAGACAUGUGACCAUUUCACUGCUUCUGGGAAGCAUGUUUGAAAUUGUGUGUGUGGGUGUAUGCAUGGAUGGAUGUGCCUGUGUAUCUGCUUUUUAGGUAUACAUACAGCCUUUAUUGUAAAUAAAUAUGACGCGUUCUGUGCCAGCAGAUCAAACAUCAUAGCUUUUCAGGGUCUUCCUAUCAUAUUGAUAUGCUGAAAUGUGAACCUUUUACACGCCAUCCUACUAAAGCAACAGCAGACUAACGCUUGCUCUGCCAUGGCACUGCCUGGGCUUUUGUUGUUUCGGCUGUAGGCGUUGCUAUGGUGUUGCUAUGAUACAAUAUCUCUACAGUGCCACCAAAUCCUGCGUGAAUGCUGUCAGCUGGUGUGGAAUGUGUGUGUAUGUGUAAAUAAGUGUGUAUGAGAGAAACAAAAUGACAAAGAUUGAGUGAGUGACAUUGACGUGAGCCCUCGGCUGUGUGGGGAGGGGCUCCAAACCUAUCUAAGUAGCUGAGACCAGGGGGAUUUAUGCUUGGUCAUUUCUGACAAAGUGAACAAGAGAAUAAAAAAUUCAACACAACAUUGUGUGGAAAUGUUCUUC